UGCUUCCAUUUAAAUGCCUGCCCUUUCCCUUUCUUUUGUUCUUUUGCUUUUUUGUUGUACAUUCCAUAUUACUUGCUUCUGAUUUUCAAGGCUAAAAAGAAAGCUCAUUCAAUUCAAUCCAAUUGAUAUCUUAUUACUUUGAUACUUUAUUGCCUUUUCCCUGGAGCUAUCUUAGCUAUACAGCUACCCAGCUACAAAACAUGGCAGCUCAAGUUCUGUCCGCUGCUCCUAUCCCCUCCAUUCACACCCCUCGGCCUAUAAUUCGGACACCCACGCCUUCCUCAUCCAAGCCAAACAGUACUCCUAGUACUCCCUUUACUUCCCGUUUCCCCGACGGCAUCAAGACAUCCGGCCAGCACGCGCCGCUGUACGACUUGCUGCGUCCGUACGAGCAGUUCCCGAAACACAUCACGGGACCUACAGUAUGGAAGGCAGAAGACUACAAAGACCAGCCCGGGCGCUGGACGCAUCGGUUCACGCCCGAGCAGAUUGAAGAGCUGAGCGAUGCCGCUGAUGCCUUUUUGGCAAACGGUCUCCCCUUGACUGGUAUCUCAAAGGAAACCUUCCCCCUCCCGCACCUCUCCGCCUUCCUCGAGUCCGUGCGCUCCGAGCUCGUCGACGGCCGGGGCUUCAUCCUCUUCAAAGGCUUCCCGACAUGGGCCUGGGGCAACCACAAGUCCGCCGUGGCGUACAUGGGCCUGGGCACGUACCUAGGCUACUUUGUCAGCCAAAACGGCCGGGGCCACGUGCUCGGCCACGUCAAGGAUCUCGGCGAGGACCCGACCCAGAUCGAUAAAGUGCGCAUCUACCGCACCAACGCGCGCCAAUUCUUCCACGCCGACGACGCUGAUCUCGUCGGGCUGCUGUGCAUCGCGCGGGCCCUCGAGGGCGGCGAGUCCGACAUUGUCUCCUCCCAUCACGUCUUCAACGUCCUGCAGGCCGAGCGGCCCGACGUGGUGCGCACCCUGACGGAGCCUAUUUGGUAUUUUGACCGCAAGGGCGAAACCUCCCGCGGCCAAGACGACUAUAUCCGCACAAGUGUGUUUUAUCUCGAGAAAGGAGAAAACGGCAGGGUAUAUACUAAAUGGGACCCCUACUACGUCCGGUCCCUCACGCGCUUCUCCGACGCGGGAAUCAUCCCGCCGCUAUCCGCGGCGCAGCAAGAAGCGCUACAAGUCCUCGAGCAAACGUGCCUGCGGCUCGCGCUGCACAUGAUUCUCGAGGUGGGCGAUAUCCAGUUCGUGUCGAACAGCCAGGUGCUGCACGCGCGCACGGAAUACAAAGACCACCCGCCGACCUCGUCGUUCCCGCGGCGCCACUUGAUGCGCCUGUGGCUGGCGACGCCCGAGGGCGAGGGCGGCUGGAAACUGCCGUUCCAUGAUAGUUUCGAGAAGAAGAGAGGAGGGAUCCAGGUGGAUGAUACGCCGCCGGUUUGUCCGCUGGAUGCGGAAUAGCCUUUUUUAACCGCUUUAUUUUUUAUAUCAUUUCGAGCUUUCGGUUAAGAAGAAAAUCAUUUUAGGGAUAUCGGAUAUUGGGAGCGGGUUGGGUUUUUAGUUUUUUUAUUGGGAGUUCUGUUAUGGCUGG
Messenger RNA from Xylona heveae TC161, 1584 nucleotides. Its product is annotated as Clavaminate synthase-like protein. The transcript is spliced from 2 exons. NCBI's taxonomy places the organism in Eukaryota, Fungi, Ascomycota, Xylonomycetes, Xylonales, Xylonaceae. Gene Ontology annotation, molecular function: oxidoreductase activity. Bases 201 to 1454 code for a protein of 417 amino acids. The record is from RefSeq and is a predicted model, not a curated record.